GCAGGCACUCAUGGCGGGCUGAGUCCUACCCCAUGCCCUGGUGGCUUGGAAGCCUGCACGCGCUAUGCAAAGCCCAACGUUUUCCAGAGAGGCUUUUGGGCUCAUCACUGGCCUGGGGAGGGCUAGACAUGGGGUCCCCACAGCUUGCCCCACACCACCUUCACACCCACACCCAGCACGUCCCCGUGGGGCCUGGGCAGGCUGUGGCCGCCUGCGCUACGCUGUUGCUCUGUCCCAGCUGGCUGGCUCCGGGUGUGGAACACUCUGGGCCUGUGCCGCUGGGGCGCGCACAGUGGGGUGACCGGCGGCCUGGCUGCAGAAACGUUGCACCCGCGCCUGAGGUGGGAGGACGUGAUGACGCGCCCCACGCAGCGGGAACCCAGGCCUUUAAAAAGCCCAGGAAACAGCCUCAGCACAAGCGGUGGCUCCACUGGAGGAAAGCACACCCCAGUCUCGCAUUAAAGAAGCCAAACUGUCGGCUUCAAAGAGAAAAGGCAACAUCCUGUCACAGGCCAUGCUCUGGCAAAAACCCACAGCUCCGGAACAAGCCCCGGCCCCGGCCCGGCCAUACCAGGGCGUCCGCGUGAAGGAGCCAGUGAAGGAACUGCUGAGGAGGAAGCGAGGCCAUGCCAGCAGCGGGACAGCACCUGCACCUACGGCGGUUGUGCUGCCCCAUCAGCCCCUGGCGACCUACACCACAGUGGGUCCUUCCUGCCUGGACAUGGAGGUCUCUGCAUCUGCAGUGACGGAGGAGGGUGCCCUGUGUGCUGGCUGGCUCUCCCAGCCCACCCCGGCCACCCUCCAGCCCCUGGCCCCAUGGACACCUUACACCGAGUAUGUGCCCCAUGAAGCUGUCAGCUGUCCUUACUCAGCUGACAUGUAUGUGCAGCCCGUGUGCCCCAGCUACACGGUGGUGGGGCCUUCCUCAGUGUUGACCUAUGCCUCUCCGCCACUCAUCACCAAUGUCACGACAAGAAGCUCCGCCACACCCACAGUGGGGCCCCCGCUGGAGGGCCCAGAGCACCAGGCACCCCUCACCUAUUUCCCGUGGCCUCAGCCCCUUUCCACGCUACCCACCUCCACCCUGCAGUAUCAGCCUCCGGCCCCAGCCCUGCCCGGGCCCCAGUUUGUCCAGCUCCCCAUCUCUAUCCCUGAGCCAGUCCUUCAGGAGAUGGAAGACCCCAGGAGAGCCUCCAGCUCACUGACCAUCGACAAGCUGCUUUUGGAGGAAGAGGAUAGCGACGCCUACGCACUCAACCACACUCUCUCUGUGGAAGGCUUUUAGGGGUGGCUCCCACCUGAGUCCUGUUCCCUGAAACUGGGAUUUUAAAAUGAGCCUGGAAUUGAGCCCCAGGUUCAUGCCUGUUUGGAGUAGCUAUAUUAUAACUACACUUUCUACCCACAGCUAGACUUGUAGACCUGUAAACCUUCCUUCCCUUCUUCCUUCCCCUCCCUCCCUCACUUCCUCCCUCUUCCCCUCUCGUUCCCUUCUUCCCCUCCCUCCCUCUCUCCCUUCCUUCCUUUUUCUCCCUUUCCUUUUUCCUUUCCCUGCCUCCCUCGCUUCUUCUCUCUUUCUUAUUUCUUUUUCGAUUCUGUUCUAUUUUGGGAGGUAAUCAUAGGGAUUUUUAGUGAUAAUAUUUUAUGUCAAAUGUUGCCAAGUCUGUGGUCCAGGGGCUUUCAUUUCUGUCACAUUUCAUUUCUUGCAAAAGGCCCCCCUUCUCCAGUGCCUGCAGACCCGUCUUAGGGCCACUGACACCCUCUGUCAUUUUGAGCUGUAUGCAGUGGCCGGUGGGAAGACCAGCCCUGGCAGCACCUCCCAAGAAAGGCAGCCAAGGGCCCACCCUGAUGCCACAGUCCUUGAGCUGUCAGUUCCCACAGUUGCUCCUUUGUUUGCUCUUCUCAGCACUGGCCAGAUUUAUAGUCUGGGCAGCAAAAUCUCAAGGCCUGGGGCUCAGAGUAGUGAGGGGUGGGGAGAGGGUGGGGGAGAAAAAAGAACAUCAGGGUGGGUGGGGACAGGCCAGUGAUGGAGAGAGGGGCAGAGGAGGGAUGGGAACACGCUGUGCAUUUUAGUUGGCGAGAGGGGUGUGGGAGGAAGCUUGAGUUUGAUGCAGGGAGGAAGAAGGCUGAGGCAUGACUUGGCUCCUGAUUACCUGGUUAUUAAGAAGAACAAUAAACUGAAGGAAAGCAUUGCUUGAAGAGGUGGUUUUACUGCUCUCCUUGAGGAUACGUGCAAGGGAAGCUGGGCUGUGGUAAACAUGGUGGAGGAUGUGUUUGGCCAUUUCUUUCUGAACUCUAGGCCCUCUGCUGGUACUGAGGAGGCCAAGACCCCAUGAAGCCUAAAGGUGAUAGGUCCUUGAUUAGCCUUAGUGCUACCAUGUGGGUUUCUUUUUCAUUUGAGAUGGAGUCUCACUCUGUUACCCAGGCUGGAGUACAAUGGCAUAAUCUUGGCUCAUUGCAACCUCUGCCUCCGAGGUUCAAGUGAUUCUCCUGCCUCCCCAGUAGCUGGGAUUACAGGCAUGCACCACCGCACCCAGCUAAUUUUUGUAUUUUUAGUAGAGACAAGGUUUCACCAUGUUGGCCGGGCUGAUCUCAAACUCCUGACCUCGUGAUCUGCACGCCUCAGCCUCACAAAGUGCUGGGAUUACAGGCAUGAGUCACCGUGCCCAGCCUUUUACCAUGUGGGUUUCUUUAGUGUCUUAAAAGAUUCCAUAAGUCUCCAUUCUGUAAAGCCAAGGCCUCCUCCAUCCAAACACCCUCCCUCCUGCGGACUUCUAGAGUCUCAGCCAGAAGUACUGUUAGGUUUAAUUUUAAUUUAGUUUUAUUUUUUUGGCUGAAGAAACAUCAGGUUUGUAAGAGGCUGAGUUGUUAGCAGGGAUACUUAGCCCCUGACAGUGAACCUCUGCCUUGGGAGCUGGCACGUCCACCUGCUAAUAGCACCAUUGCCACUAUCAAGCAGACACUUCAGUUGGUAGAAUUCACAUAGAAGUCAUGAACUUUUCUGGGGAAUGACUUUUCUGGGAAACGACAGUUUCUUUGACACAUUUUCUUUGCCCAUUUUAAAUAAAAGCUCUGGAGAAAGUU
Messenger RNA from Cebus imitator (Panamanian white-faced capuchin), 3081 nucleotides. It is a transcript of the gene POU2AF1, whose product is annotated as POU class 2 homeobox associating factor 1. Gene Ontology annotation, biological process: positive regulation of transcription by RNA polymerase II. Bases 515 to 1285 code for a protein of 256 amino acids. The transcript has 5 exons. Lineage: Eukaryota; Metazoa; Chordata; Mammalia; Primates; Cebidae. Gene Ontology annotation, molecular function: POU domain binding; DNA binding; transcription coactivator activity. Gene Ontology annotation, cellular component: RNA polymerase II transcription regulator complex. The record is from RefSeq and is a predicted model, not a curated record.